AUGUCUCUUCGACGCUGCCGCGCACACUUCCCCCGGGCACGCCAUACCAUCCGUGCCCUGACGCCCUCGCUGCGCACCUACGCAACCGAAUCAACGACUGAAUCCGCCCAAGCCCCGUUGCAGGAAUCUUCGCCGCCGCGAUGGAGCCAGACGCCCGCGGGCAUGAAAGCCCCCAUGCAGCUCGACUUUGCAAAGUCGUUCAAAAACAAAAUCUGGAAGGUCAACAACGACCCCGCGAAGCUGGACAACAUGUACAACCGGCUGCUGGGCCCAGGCGGCAGCAAGAUGCUGCCCGAGGAGCUGAAAUGGCUGGCGGUCACGCACAAGAGCUUCGACCAGGGGAGGAGAGGGUUCAACGACAAGCUAGCACUGAUGGGCCGAUUGACGCUCGUCAUGGAAGCGACCAAGGAGAUUGUCAGCAAGCCCCCGCUGCGAGGGUCACGGCAGGCAGACGAAUUCGACAGAGCGCCCUUUGAGCACGAACAGCUCGCGCCCGUGGACAACCUGAGCGUCGAGGGACCAAAAGACGUAGUCGGCAAGGAGAAGCUGUACGCGCUCGCGUCGGACGUGGGCGUGCUGGCCGUUCUGCGGUGGAAGCCCAGACUGCCGGAAAACCUCAAGUCGUCAGGCGUGGAAGUCGUCGUCAACGGGGCCGUCCUGGCCAUCCUCGGCGCCAUCACACUACAGCACGGGUCGGUGGUCGCGUCGAGGGUUGUGCGCGAGAGAAUAUUCGCGCGACUCGCAAAGAUCGACUAG
Molecule: messenger RNA, 756 nt
Organism: Metarhizium album ARSEF 1941
Lineage: Eukaryota; Fungi; Ascomycota; Sordariomycetes; Hypocreales; Clavicipitaceae
Product: Ribonuclease III
Exons: 3
Coding region: 1-756 (251 amino acids)
Biological process (GO): RNA processing; mitochondrial translation
Cellular component (GO): mitochondrial large ribosomal subunit
Molecular function (GO): structural constituent of ribosome; ribonuclease III activity
Source: RefSeq, a predicted model, not a curated record